AUGCUCUCAGGGCUGGCGGCCAUGGAGCUGAAGGUGUGGGUGGAUGGCAUCCAGCGUGUGGUCUGUGGGGUUUCAGAGCAGACCACCUGUCAGGAAGUGGUCAUCGCACUGGCCCAAGCGAUAGGCCAGACAGGCCGCUUUGUGCUUGUGCAGCGUCUCAGAGAGAAGGAACGGCAGCUGCUACCCCAGGAGUGUCCCGUGGGUGCCCAGGCGACCUGUGGACAGUUUGCCAGCGAUGUCCAGUUUGUCCUGAGGCGGACAGGACCCAGCCUCGCUGGGAGGCCCUCCUCGGACAGCUGCCCUCCCCCUGAGCGCUGCCCAAUCCGAGCUAGCCUUCCCCCAAAGCCUCGACCAGCACUGGACCGUGAGCCCUGCAAAGCACCGACCUUCAGCCUGGGGUUCCCUGGGCUGGCCCCCGGCCCUGUGCCACCCGAGCCUGUGGGUCCCACAGCACCAAUGCCGGGCUGCUGCGCAGACCUGCAGGGCUUGGAGCGAAGGGUGCGCAGGAACGCAGCGGAGCUGGGCCAGGAGGCCUUCUGGGAGCAGGAGCUGCGGCGGGAGCAGGCCCGGGAGCACGAGGGGCAGGCCCGCCUGCAGGCGCUGAGCGCGGCCACGGCUGAGCAUGCCGCUCGGCUGCAGGCCCUGGACGCCCAGACCCGCGCCCUGGAGGCCGAGUUACUUCUGGCCGCAGAGGCCCCUGGGCCCCCCUCACCCACAGCGUCUGUCGCAGAACGCCUGCGCCAGGACCUGGCCGCCCAGGAGCGGCAGAGUGUGGAGGUGCAGGGCAGCCUUGCCCUGGUGGGCAGGGCUCUGGAGGCUGCUGAGCACGCCCUGCAGGCCCAGGCCCAGGAGCUGGAGGAGCUGAACCGGGAGCUCCGUCAGUGUAACCUGCAGCAGUUCAUCCGGCAGACGGGGGCUGCACUGUCCCCGCCCCCACGGCCGGACGGGGCCCCCCCUGGCACACAGGAUCUUCUGCCUCUGUCCAGAGAAGAGCCCCUGCCGGGAGCCCCCCCGAGUCCAGCCCUAGUGUCCAGCCUGAGCCCAGAGAUCACCCCCAUGAGGCAGAACUCCUGGAGGUAG
This is a messenger RNA of Lipotes vexillifer (Yangtze River dolphin), 1080 nucleotides long. RefSeq names its product Ras association domain family member 7 (gene RASSF7). The coding region runs from base 1 to 1080 and encodes 359 amino acids. Gene Ontology annotation, biological process: signal transduction. The record is from RefSeq and is a predicted model, not a curated record. The transcript is spliced from 5 exons. Lineage: Eukaryota; Metazoa; Chordata; Mammalia; Artiodactyla; Lipotidae.